Styela clava is the source of this 4229-nucleotide messenger RNA. RefSeq names its product transcriptional repressor NF-X1-like. Gene Ontology annotation, cellular component: nucleus. Gene Ontology annotation, biological process: negative regulation of transcription by RNA polymerase II. Gene Ontology annotation, molecular function: DNA-binding transcription factor activity, RNA polymerase II-specific; zinc ion binding; RNA polymerase II transcription regulatory region sequence-specific DNA binding. NCBI's taxonomy places the organism in Eukaryota, Metazoa, Chordata, Ascidiacea, Stolidobranchia, Styelidae. The record is from RefSeq and is a predicted model, not a curated record.
AUUUUAUAUUAGGCCUAUGUGUUUUCUGGUUGCCGAAAUGAUAAAUUCUCUCUCUAUAUCCUGUUAUCAUGAAAAUACCAAGGAAUAGAAGAAUUUCAAAUAUGAAAUUGAGAUCUAUGGCAGUACAGCAGUAUGGCUAUUCCCAUUUUUAGAAAUUUUAUUUUUUUCUGCUAUAAAUUAAUCAAAAACGAAAGUUGAACAAGCAAUUGGCUGAUGUGUAAUGAGUAGGCGUACCGGUUUUUACGGAGGCUCACCUGGCCCACCUAUCGACGAAAGAUCAUUAACGCAUCAUGUACCACAGUUGUAUGGUCAGAUUACACCAGGAGGUAACCAUGUCUAUGGUGGUCCUGGUAUACCAUAUGAUCCUCCACCCCAAGAGAUGAAUGGAAAUGAUUCUGUUUAUUAUACCCAUCAUGUAGGGGGAAAUGUAAUGCCCAGUAAUUAUGCUGAUUUCAGAAGUGUUCAUAUGAAUACUUAUCCAUAUGUCCCGAGAAUGGGUCAAUUUUAUUAUGGGGGUGGCCCGGCCCCUUAUUAUUAUACAGCCCCUCCUCAAUUUGUUGAUGACAAUUUUGCGCACGGCCAACAGUACACAGAAUGGUCUUCCAAUGAUUUUUCGACUCCAAACGACAUGUCGCCACCAGAAUCUACCACUGUGGAAGACAACGCUACUGCUGCUGAAGCUCGGUCAUCUAGUAACGAAAGCGCUGGGAAAUCGCGACGAUUUAGCAGACAACGCAAUGUUAAAGAUGGUGAUGGAAAUAGACCCCGUAGUGCGUCAAAUAAAACACAAUUCAAAAAUGUACCUAAACAUGAAAUAAGAUUUAGUCAUCAGAAACGACAAUUAGACACUGCUCCAAUAUCCGAACAAAAGUCUGUUAUAAAAAUUGAUGACGAUGACAGUGCUGAGGCUUCCAAUACAGAAGAUUCAAGAUUUUCUAUAAUUCGAAGUAUUGGCAAGAGAGAGAUUGACACUGGUUAUGAUGAACCACAAAAACCGAAUAGAGGACCAAGACAAAACAAUAAAAAAGAGAAGCCGAGAAUCAUGAAGAAGAAAAUUGACAAGCCUGUGGUAAUUGAAUCAUCAGAAUCUCAACUUAAUCUUUUAUUGGACCAACUUACAUGUGGAACUUAUGAAUGCAUGGUCUGUUGCGAUCGUGUCAAACAACAACACGCAAUAUGGAAUUGCAGUAAAUGUUAUCAUGUUUUUCAUAUGGGGUGCAUCAAAAAAUGGGCCCGGUCCCCCUCCGCUCAUGUUGAAGGUGAAGGGUGGCGAUGCCCAGGUUGCCAAAACAUUACCAAGAAAUUCCCAAGCACCUAUAACUGCUAUUGUGGAAAAGUAAAAGAACCAGAGUGGAAUCGCAGAGAAACUCCUCACUCAUGUGGAGAAGUUUGUGGCAAAAAGCGAAGCAACAAUGAUACAUGUACUCAUCCAUGUAACAUACUCUGCCAUCCAGGACCGUGUCCUCCAUGUCCAGCCAGUGUAAUUAAGCCCUGUUUAUGUGGGAAGAUGACAAGAAAAGUAAGGUGCAGUCAACAAAAGCCAUUGACAUGUACAGAUGAAUGCGGGAAAUUGAAAAAUUGUGACAUUCACAAAUGUGAUGUUAUAUGUCAUGCUGGUGACUGCAAUGACUGUGACGUACUUGUGGAACAAGAAUGCUUUUGUAGUAAAAAUAAAAGGGAAGUUUUGUGUGGUUCCGAUCAGUUUAAAAUUACUCGUACCAAAGGCAGAAAGCAGGUUUACUCUUGUGAAGGUAUAUGUGAGAAAACACUUUUGUGUGGUCAUCACAAUUGUGCUGAAGUUUGCCACGAAGGAGACUGCAAGCUGUGUCCUCUACGUCCUAGUGCUGUAACAACGUGUCCAUGCACUCAAACAAAGAUUUCUGAUUUAGUUGAUGAAGAUGGUAAUAAAGCUGUUCGAACGCAGUGUAUUGAUCCUAUUCCUCUAUGCGAUAAAACAUGUAAUAAACCACUGCGAUGUGGUGGUGACAGCAUUCAUACAUGUAAACUUAAAUGUCACACUGGUCCGUGUUCUCCAUGUACGGACGAUAUAUCUGCCAUUCAUUGUCGAUGUGGGAAAUCAGAAGAUGAAGUACCGUGUUCUGAAAUACCAGAAAAAUUGUAUAUUUGUGAUCGACGAUGUAAUAAAAAACGCAAAUGUGGUCGACAUAAGUGCGGAAAAACUUGUUGUAUCGAUACAGAACACUUGUGUACACAGAUAUGUGGAAGAAAACUUGAAUGUAAAUUACAUCGAUGUGAGGAACCUUGUCACAGAGGGAAUUGCCACACCUGUUAUAAUGUUAGUUUUGAAGAUUUGAGUUGUCAUUGCGGAGCUGAAGUCAUGUUUGCGCCAAUUCCCUGCGGCACGAAACCACCUGAAUGCUUGAGAGAAUGCAUGAGAGUUCAUUCUUGUUUUCAUCCUGUUAAACACAAUUGUCACAAUGAAGAAAAAUGUCCACCUUGUGUUGUUUUGGUCAAGAAACCUUGUAAUUGUGGAAGGAUAAUUCGAAGUAACAUUCCAUGUCACCAAGAGAAUGUUUCAUGUGGUGCACCUUGCAAAAAAGUACUCCCUUGUGGUCAUCACUGCCUGAAACCAUGCCAUCAAGGCCCAUGUAUGGAGGAAAAUGACAAAUGUACUCAACCUUGUAGCAUUAUGCGUGUUGAAUGCAUUCAUCCCUGUGCAAUGUUUUGUCACCAAGGUCAGCCUUGUCCUCCUUCACAAUGUAAGGCUAUGGUCACUCUUAAAUGCAGCUGCGGAAAUCGCGAAAUGCAGGUAGAAUGCUCAGAGGGAGGAGCGACUUAUCAACGGAUAUCAUCAGAGGCAUUCGCAAGGCAACAACAAAUGAGCAAAGGCACUGUUGACAUUAGCAAUCUCUUUAACAGCGGAGGAAAGCAGAAAGUCCUUCCGUGUAAUGAACAAUGCAGUGCUAUCGAACGAAACCGUAGAUUAGCAGAAGCCCUGAAUAUUGAUGAACAGGCUUCAGCUGUAGUGGAACAACAUAUCUAUUCAUCUUUUCUACAGAUGUGGGCCAAACAAGAUCCAAUGUUUGUUCAAGGCAUAGAACAAGAGUUAACAAAUAUCAUUGAGGCCGUAGCUUGGUUGGAUAAAACUAAACGUUCUCACACAUUUCCAUCUAUGAGAAGAGAGAAACGACAAGUUAUUCACGAACUUGCUGAAGCUUUUGAUUGUAAAUCUGUCAGCAUUGAUGAAGAGCCAAAUCGCAGCGUUCUUGUUACCGCUGUUCGAGGUGUGAGCAAAAUUCCACGUCUUCUCUUGAGUGACAGCGUGAAAAAGAAAGAACCUGAACCAGCAUUUCGAAGGCAAACUGAGAGUCAAAGUAAGACAAGUAAUACCGUUGAUGGCAAAAAAAGACUUCUGAGCUCCAUGAAACUUGUGUCUUUGACAUCUGCAUCCCCUUCAUCAGACGAUAAAACAAGUGAUUCCAGUCAUCACAUAAAAAGACCAGCUUCCAUUCCUCGUAUGCCGAGUUAUACUUCAUCAGUUGCCAAACAGUCUACUACCAGCGUUUCUGGGAAAUUCUCAGCUGAACACACUGCUAGAGUUGGUUAUUCAGAUGGAAAAUUGUCGAAUACUACUCCAUCCAACAGCCGGAGUAAUGCAUAUAGACCAGCAAGUUACGCUCGGACCAGCCAAUCAACAAGAACGCCAUCUGGGUCGGCAGCAUCUGGAGGCAAAAAUGAACCAGAAAUUGACUAUUUUGAUAUGACUGGUUAAAAUCGAUCUACAAGAUUAUUUGUGGAUUGCUGUUUCUUUUAUUAUUAGGGGGCUAAAGACUGAGGUGAAGUUGGCCAAGUUUAGAUAUGAAUUAUUAUGACUUUAUUGAAUAUACUUACCGUAGAAUUCUUGUUGUUGAAAUGUGCUAAGAAGCAGUUCGUGUUGAUAUAAAUGAACCAAUUUAUGCAUUAAAAAUAAAUAUUGUAACUUGUGAAAUAGGCUUUUUUCGUGUGUAAUUGAUUAUAUUAGAUCGUUUUUUGAUUGUCAGCCAGAAAUUUCAUGUACAUGAGCAUAAGUUAAUUUGUUAAAACGUACAGCAUCUUACUCAGAUGGUGCUUGAAAUUCUUGUUUGUGUAUUAAUAAUCCUGUAUAUUGUUUAAGUUUCAUCAUUGGUUGGUUAUGGAAUUUUGUUGAAACGAGCUUUUCUUUUUCGUGAAGUGAGUUUAACUAAGCAGUGUGUAAAAUAUGCUUGGAAUAAAUGAUUUGAAUUGUUGCA